Molecule: messenger RNA, 1509 nt
Organism: Trichoderma asperellum CBS 433.97
Lineage: Eukaryota; Fungi; Ascomycota; Sordariomycetes; Hypocreales; Hypocreaceae
Molecular function (GO): N-acetyltransferase activity
Source: RefSeq, a predicted model, not a curated record
AUGGUUGCCGACAACUCCACCAGUCCCCAGAUUCUCCGCAAACUCGGCCACAGUGAACACUUCUCCUCCACCCGUCACCAUCUCGGCAUCUACCGCUGCGUCACCGUCUCAUGCCGCCAUCUCUACCCCCAAUCCUCACCUUCUCUCCCUCAAGGCGUCGAAAUCAGCCCAUCCUUCUUCGCUGCCCUCGCCUCCAUUGUCAAACAGCAGCCCGCACUCCGCGUAGGCAUUACCGGCGAGGACUCUGGCAACGCUCACUUCACGCACAUCCCGCAAUUUGAUCUGCGUGACCACGUCUCUGUUCAAUCAGUGCCCUGUGAGACGGCACAGGAGUAUGAAGACAAAAUCGCCGAGCAUCAAGGCUGGGAACAUGACCAGAAAUGGCAGGACCUAGAAACACGCCCACCGUGGAGAAUCACAAUCUUACGGCCCACCAGCAACAAUGAAGCUAUCUUGUCCCAGCUCGGCGGACAGGAAGACGUCUUCUUUGCCUUUCAUCACUCCCUCAUGGACGGAACCAGCGGCCGCCUCUUCCACGAGCUGCUGCUCUCAGCCCUGGCCGCCCACCAAGACCAGGAUAAAGAAAUCCCAACCGAGCUCUCCUUUCCAGAACCAGCCUCGCUCCCCGAGCCCCUCGAGGCCGCCGUCAACUUCACGCUCUCCUUCCGCUUCGUGGUCAGCAUCCUGUGGAACCACUUCGCCCCCUCGUUCCUCAAGCCCAAGAAGCAGCCCAUCUGGAGCGCAAAGCCCGUCGACUUCGCGUUGGCCUUCAAGACACGCAUCAAGCCCGUCGACAUCUCCCCCGAGACCUUGUCCGUCCUUCUAGACGCCUGCAGAAGCCACUCCGUCACGCUCACGGCGCUGCUUCACUCCCUCGUGCUGGCUUCGCUCGCCAAGCGUCUCUCUUCGUCUCCCGCAGAAUCUCCCGCCUUUGUAUCCGGCACGCCCAUCAACCUCAGGCCAUAUCUCACCAAGAAGCCCGACGACAAGACAUCCGGAUCCACGACUCUGCGCUGCCUCGUCAGCACCUGCGACCACCAAUUCUCCCCAAAGACCAUCUCAGCCCUGCGUGCUCCCGACGCAGACAUCAACGCGCUGAUAUGGGAAAACGCCCUCCAGGUCAAGAAAGAGCUCGCUGCCAAGCUCGCCCUCACCCCCAGAGACGACAUCACGGCCAUGCUCAAGUUUGUUGGCGACUGGGACGCUUUCUGGCGCGGCAAGGACGGCAAGCCGCGCACCGAGUCGUGGGAGAUUAGCAACAUUGGCGUGCUGAAGAGCGCUGAGACGGCAAACAACAGCCCCAAGGCCACUCGCAUGUUAUUCUCCAACGGCGCGAUGGUUGCCGGGCCUCCUAUUGGUGUUGACGUGGCGAGCGUUGCAGGAUCCAAGCUCACUGUUAGCUUGUCCUGGCAGGAUACAAUUGUGGACGACGAGUUGAUGGACCAGCUGAGAAGUGAUUUACGAGGAUAUGCUGACAAGUUCUCCGAGACUGGCAGCUCUUUUGUCUAG